CGAAGGGAGGGAGGGCAGAGGUUUACUCGGUAUUUUAGUGGGGAAUAUCAACCCUUUCGCAAAUAUGUCUCUGUAGCGGGGAUGUUAGGGUGAGCUUUGAUUCGAGGCAAGCCCGAAGCGGUCCGCCUUAUGGUUGGAAGGCGCGCCUGGCAACCCGGCUCCCUGCCAUAGCAACGGGAAGGGAAACGUUUAGCAUCCAGGUGGUUGGAAUCUGGAAUGCACUCCCUGAACAAGUGGUGGAGACAGAUACUCUGGAAACAUUUAACAAGCAACUUGACAAAUUGUUGCAUCGCCAAGGCAUGAAAAUCUACAGACCUUGUAUGGGGAUGUCGGUGAGGAGCAUGCCGGUGAUUGCCAGAUUCUGCCGACUGGCUAACCGUGGCCGUGCCUUCCAUCACAGCUCUGGGCUUCAGGAGGCGUGUGCGGCACCCCAAACGGAGGCAGACACCAGGAGGCCCCCGCCUGUUUUCAGGACCAGUCAAACCGAUCCCGGGCUGCACACAGAGCAGCACGUGGGGCUGCAUUACACCCUCUCCCCGGGGGACCUGAGGACCACCUUCCCUCAUGGCUUCACUCGCCGCUUCCAGCAACAGAUCAAGACUUUCGGGGAGGCAUGCAUCAUGGUUCGGAGGCCAGGCCUGGAGCUGGUCGGUUAUUUAAAGGCUGCCAAUUAUUCACACCCAGUCAUUCGAUAUGUCAUCUAUGGCGAGAAGGGGUGUGGGAAAACGCUCACCCUGUGCAACGCGGUCCAGUACUGCGCUAAACAGAACUGGUUGAUCCUGUAUGUGCCAGACGCCUACUUGUGGGUCAAGCACUGCAAGGAGCUGAUGCCGUCAACUUACAACCAAGCUCGCUUUGACCAGCCCCUUGAAGCCUCCACCUGGCUGAAGAACUUCCGCAUCACCAACGAGCGAUUCCUGGCUGAGCUAAAAACCCGGCAAAAGUACACCUGGAGCAAGCGGGAGGCCACCGAGGAGGGGCGACCCUUGGGUGAAGUGGUGGACCAGGGUAUUGCACGAGUGAAGAAUGCCAGUGAUGUGGUGGGUGUCCUGUUCAAAGAGCUGAAGUCGCAGUGUUUACCUGACACGUAUCGGAUGCUGGUGGCAGUCGACGGGGUCAACGCUCUGUGGGGACCGACCACCAUGAAGAAGGAGGACAAGAGUCAGGUACUUCCCUCUGAGCUCACCCUGAUCCACAACUUGAGGAAGCUGCUCUCCAAUGACUGGGCUGGUGGAGCCAUGGUCACGACCCUGACCCAGACUGGAGCACUGGGUGCCUCUCAGCUGUCCUACCUGCCCCUCGAGCUGCUGAGAAAGGAUGGCUUUGAUGCCCUGGACCCGUUUGUUCCAAUUCAAGUGACGAAUUACACCCAGAAGGAGUUUGAGAGCUGCUACCAGUACUACAUUGACCGCAAGUGGAUUCAGCACGAGAAAGCUCUCUCAGAAGAAGGAAAGCAGGAGCUGAUCUUCCUUAGCAACUACAACCCAGGGACCUUUGACAGAAUCUGCAGCCCCCUCUGAAUACUCGUGCCUCCCUCCACACCGGCACUGCUCUCCCCAGCUGGAGGGAAGACAUUGAAAGGACACCCCGGGUCCACCGCACUUCGCUCCAUCAUCUCGUGGUGGUAAUCCUGCUGACGCACAUCCGUGUUUCAGCUUUUCAAAGUGAGUGCCUGUGUGCCUGACCACUGUGUCAGCCAUUGAUCUGUCUGAAGGUGAGAUUGGUUGGGGAAAUUCUGCAUCACGUCCUACAGGAACACCAUCGAGAACACAAUCCAAAUCAGGAAUAUAGAACUGAUACCUAAUCUGCUUACUCCAGCAGUCUGCAAUUCUGUGAGUGUACUUUGUGCUCAUUCUGUCUGUACUGAGCUGUGGAUAUUUUCAAAUAACAUGGAAAAACAAUUAAAGUAUGAUGU
Molecule: messenger RNA, 1915 nt
Organism: Pristis pectinata (smalltooth sawfish)
Lineage: Eukaryota; Metazoa; Chordata; Chondrichthyes; Rhinopristiformes; Pristidae
Gene: dap3
Product: death associated protein 3
Exons: 14
Coding region: 300-1520 (406 amino acids)
Biological process (GO): apoptotic process
Cellular component (GO): mitochondrial ribosome; mitochondrial small ribosomal subunit
Molecular function (GO): structural constituent of ribosome
Source: RefSeq, a predicted model, not a curated record